Messenger RNA from Xylona heveae TC161, 1287 nucleotides. RefSeq lists its product as hypothetical. The coding region runs from base 1 to 1287 and encodes 428 amino acids. The record is from RefSeq and is a predicted model, not a curated record. The transcript is spliced from 2 exons. Gene Ontology annotation, biological process: regulation of transcription by RNA polymerase II. Gene Ontology annotation, molecular function: zinc ion binding; DNA-binding transcription activator activity, RNA polymerase II-specific. Lineage: Eukaryota; Fungi; Ascomycota; Xylonomycetes; Xylonales; Xylonaceae.
AUGACCGAGCGGCGGCAACGGCAGGCCCAUCGCAAAUCUCGUCGUGGUUGUGCGCGUUGCAAGUCAGGACAUCGAAAAUGCGAUGAAGUCCAUCCUGUCUGCGGUGCCUGUCGCCGACUUGGCAUCCCUUGUAGUUUUGAAUGGUCCAUGUCGCCUGUGUCUGGGGGAGCAGCAGCAACAGCAUUAAGACCAUCAUCCGCAGAUGCUCGUCUGGAUGAAAAUAAUGGUCACCAGGCGUCUUUGGCCCUGGAUGACUUGCGACUUUUGCAUCAUUGGCUCCGGGGCGAGGGGAGUAUGUUUGAAGACCACGCCGGCGAGACUUCACGACGGGAGCGCGAUCGUCAGCUGGAGCUUGCGCUGGCGCACCCUUACCUGAUGCAUGCCAUUCUGUCGAUUGCCGCCUUGGAGCUCUUCCACCGGGGGGAGCCUCAAACUUCUCAUCCUCCACAUUGUUACUAUACCCUGGCCGCAUGGCACAAUGUGCAAGCGCUCUCCCAUGCUCGGCCAAACAUGGCACGCUCCAAUUGCGACAGCCACAGCGAGCCUCUCUUCAUCUUCUCCGCCUUGACCUCGCUCUACGCUUUUGCCGAGCCUCCUCUGCGUCGCUCGCUAUCUUCCUUUCGCAGCGAGAUUUGCAAUGGCAAUGGCAACGGCAACGGCAACGGCAACGACUGUCUGCGCGACCUGUUGAGCGCAUUCUACGUGGCACGAGGCAUUCCCGUCGUCAUCGAGGCCAACAAGGCCGGUCUCGAGCGAGUCGAUCAGCCAAACCAGGGUGAAACCUGGUCCGACGAGACGCCCGAAGUUUUGCCCACUCUUGAUGCUGAUUUUCCUCAGCUCCAACUCGUCCUCGACUUGGUCGAGACGCAUUUUUGCUGCACCGCCGCUGCUGCCGAAAACAACAACAACAACGACGACGACAACGACGACGACGACAACGACAGAUACGCGCACUACAAGCCCGCGCUGCGCGACGCUGCCACCCGGCUCUUUGCCAUCAUUUCGUUGCUCCUGCGGCGUCCAGAGAACCACUCGAGUGCUUGGCUGAUCCAGGCUUGGCCCAUGCAUGUCGAUCCAUGCCUCCUCGAGCUUUGGGAAGCAAAGCAUCCCGUUGCCAUGGUCAUAUUAGCUUACUAUGCCGUCCUGGUCCAGCUGCGCGCCAAUCUCUGGUUUUUCCAGCGCUGGCCCCCUCUCAUCCUUGACUACGUCGGACAAAAUCUGGUAGAAGAGGAAUGGCAGACCUAUCUAGACUGGCCAAGAAAGAUGAUUUUUAAUAGAACAGAAUAG